Molecule: messenger RNA, 4061 nt
Organism: Cygnus olor (mute swan)
Lineage: Eukaryota; Metazoa; Chordata; Aves; Anseriformes; Anatidae
Gene: RUSC1
Product: RUN and SH3 domain containing 1
Cellular component (GO): cytoplasmic vesicle
Molecular function (GO): protein binding
Source: RefSeq, a predicted model, not a curated record
AUGCGUUUCUGUCCCUGUGAGCCCUCAGGCUGGUCCCUGCAGCCUGCCCUGCCCGGCGACUUCCACAAGACGCUGGAUGUUUGCAGGGGGCUGGAUGGUGUGAGCAGAAGAGCUGUGGGGCUCUCUGAGAGCCCCAGAGCUACCGGUAAGACAGCAUCAUGCUGGCCUCCGAAGAAAGGCCUGCUGUGCACCAAUCACAUCCACCUGCAGCACAUCUCCUUGGGCUACAUCUCUCCCGGCACCACGGAGCUCCAAAGAACCUCUGACUCCAUGAGUCAGGGGGAGCAGAAAUGCUGCAGGCGCUGUCAGGAGAACUGUGAGCCAGUGGAUGCCAAUUCCCACAAUCCCUCCUUGAAAUGCCAGUGCUGCGAGUCUCACGCUGAGCUGCCUGUGACGCUGGCUCUCCAGAACCAGGCAGCUCAAGAAGAUUUCUCCUGCCUGCGUGCUGGGGAGGAUGUGGCUUCCCCUUGCAAUCUGGCUUCCACCUCCUCCUCUGUCGUGUUGUUCGGAUUUCAGCUGGAUGACUCCCCGGUCUCCGUGUACCUCGCAGGGGGUUCUCAGGAGAAGGGGUCCCAAUCCCCUGAAAAUCAGCCCAAUGUCAUUCCAUAGAAGAUGUGGGGGACGGACCUGCUGCUGGCGGACCAGGCCAGGACGUGGAUGGAACAGAUGGCAACCUCAACCCCAGCAGUGCUCCAGAGAGCAGACAUCCCGGCUGGAGAGAGCCCAGACAGCCUCUGCAGCAGCAGCUCGCUCAACUCCAGUACGAUGAAACCCUCUCUCAGCACGGUGACACAGGAGACCACAAGCACCUGCGCUGACCUAGACCCCAACUGCAACCCCCUUCCUGACCCAGUCGCCGCACCUCCAGCGUUGGCUGCGCCAGGCCAGCAGGAUCACAGUCCGAGCAGUGCUCCUGAGCCCCGGACCUGGGUUAAGAGCAUCCCCCCUCCCAUACCUCCCCGUCCCCGGAGACAGCUGCAGAUUCUCAACGGGCACAGAGCAGAGCAGCCGGUGCUGCCAGUGAGGCCAGCUGAGCCAGAGCCUGCCUUGGGUGACCUUGGCAGAGAUGGGGGCAAGAAGAACAUCACCUCCUUCCACGAGCUUGCCCAGAAGAGGAAGAGGAACACCAUUGGGACCACGCUCGCCCAGGCCAGUGACCGAAGUGACUGGCUGAUUAUUUUCUCACCGGACACCGAGCUGCCCCCCCACAGCGAGCUCCUCUCCAGCACCGCAGGCCAGGAGCCGCCCCAGCCCCAGCUCCAGCAGGAGUGGCGGGCGAGACCUCCCGGUUCGAGGCAGAGAGAGGUGACCACUUUCAAGGAGCUCCGGUACCGCAGUGCCUCCAACAAGCCCAAGGGCCAGAGACAGCGAGCGGUGGAGCCGGUGGCAUCUCAGCACCCGUCUGCACUCCUCAAAAUGCCUGCAGGCAGUUGUGGCUUGAGCUGGAUGCCACCUGUGCCGUCAGGCGGACAGUUGCUGGCGUCUACAGAAAGCCACCAGACAAAGAGGAGGGAUCUCGACGGACUGCAGCCCAUCGCAGAGGGACAGCUGGGGGAUGCUGAGGAAGGCAAGCUGCUGCCACAGAUCUGCAUGCCAGAAGAGAAGGGGCCAGGCUCUGGCUGCAACGGAGAUGCGCUGAUUUGGAGGCUUGGGGGGCGUGGAGACCCCUUGGUGCCAGGGGAGGUUGAGCGAGGAGAUGAGACCUGCAAGGAGGCCAGGCCCUCGCCGCCCGGCGGAGCCACGGGCGCGGCGCAGCCCCGCGGGGGGAGCUCGGAGAGAAGCCGCGGGGCCCUGGCGGAGCAGAAGAAAGCCCUGUUGAUCGCUGUCAGCACCGCCGUGGAUAAGAUUAUCGCCCACUUCAGCACCGCGCGGAACCUGGUGCAGAAGGCGCAGCUGGGAGACAGUUGGCUCAGCCCAGAUGUGGGCUACCUGCUGCUGCACACGCUCUGCCCCGCGCUCUAUGGCUUGGUGGAGGAUGGGCUGAAACCAUUCCAGAAGGAUGUUAUCACAGGCCAGAGGAGGAAUUCCCCCUGGAGCUUGGUGGAAGCCUCCGUGAAGACAGGGCCCAAUACCCGCUCUCUCCAAAACCUCUGCUGGCAUGUGGCUGGACUGGCCCCUCUCAACAGCACCAGACAGAAGUUUCAUGCCUUUAUCCUUGGCCUUUUGAAUACUAAGCAGCUGGAGCUGUGGAUCUCUCACCUGCAGAAUAGCCCAGGUGUAAUAUCCGUGCUAUAUUUUCCCACCUUCUUUGCCCUGAGCCAAGGCCCUCUUCCCCACCUCGCUGAUGAACUGCUGCUGCUCAUCCAGCCCCUCUCGUGCUGACGUUCCACCCUCGACCUGCUCUUUGAACACCAUCACCUCUCCGUGGAUGUAAGACCUUUGUCCCGUCAGCUGGAGUCGCCCCCAGCUCCUGCCCAUCACUCUGCUCAGGCUCGGGGGAUUGCGCAGCCUCCUCUGGAGGGCCAAAGCAGCACCGCAGGGGCCAGCCUGGAAGAUGAGAUGCCCCCUGAUGCUCUGGGGAGGGCAGCUGGUGCGGAGGAAACCCCAAGGUCCCAGUCCCAAGCAGCUGUGUGCAGCCUGGUCCCCAGCCCCCAGGUGGGGGCUGCCCUGCAGCAGACCUUCCAGCACAUGCUGCGGUGGGGCGACCAGCUCAGUCGUGCUUUCCUGGGAACUGACAGCUCCCCAGAGACCGGUGGGCCCGAGGCAGGCCCUUGGGAUGCAGAGGCUGGCCCUGGUGGCUGGUGGGCCCAGCUGAGCCAGGCCUCCAGGAUUUAUGCUGCUCCUAGCAAGGAAAGGUUCCCCUUCGUCUGGUGGACAAAGACGGCUGCGGGGGAUUCCAGCCCUGGCCAGGUGGCGCGACCCCAAACACCUGCAAGCGAGCCUCGAGGCACGGAGUUGCAGUUCCUUCAGACCAAAGCUAUCCCUGAACUCUCCAGUCCCAACCCCAGCAGCAGUGCUGACACCUCUGGGACCUCUUCCCCUGAAGACCUCAUCCCGCCCUCUGGAGCAGGCGCACUCACCGAUCCAGCUGUUCCCACUGCUGGAGAGAAAACCCGGGCUGCUCCUCCAGAGCCUCGUGCAGAUAGGAACCAGGCAGCCCCUUCCAGCCCACCGGCCAGCAGUGCUCCUCGCCCCGACAAGGGCACCUGGCUGGGCCGGCUCUUUGGAGCCAGCAGCCCCUCUGACCGGAGUUCCCCGUGCAGUCCCAACACCGUCUCAGCUAGGUCCAGGAGACCCUCUAGCUGGCUGUCCCCCAGCGCGCACGUCCUUGCCGUGAUGGUGAAGGGGCUGGCGGCCGAGAAGAUCCAUGCCCAAGAGCAGCCGGAGAGGAACACACCCAACUUGCCCCAGCCCCACAGGGAAGUUCGGGCGCUGUGUGACCACACAGGUGCUGCCGAUGGGCACCUGAGCUUCCAGAAAGGAGACAUCCUGCAGCUGCUCGCCACUGUGGAUGAAGACUGGAUCUGCUGCUGCCAUGGAAACAGCACUGGCCUCGUUCCUGUGGGCUACACAUCCCUGAUCUUGUGAGGAGGAAGAGGAGGAGCCCUGAGGAAGCAGCUGAGUUUGCAGAAGCAGGUGCCAGCCUCCGGGAAGGACUGUCUCCCUGCCACAUCUUCACCACCGUCGGGGCUGGCAGUUCUGCAGGGGGCCCCUGCUCUGGUGCCAGCCCCUGCUGCUUGCUAGCACGAUGCUACCUUCUGCCAGGGCUGCGUCCUGCGAGCCGUCGCUGCGCGUGUUGCCACGGAGUUGCUGCCAAUUCACCGCAGGCCCCCCGUGGGACCUGCUCUCGCUCAUGUCGUCUCAGCUGCUGCCCGUGCCUGUGUGAAGGGAGGAAAGGCCCUGUCCCCGUGCAUUACUCACAGUCCUGUAUGCUGUCUCUGUGCUGUCAUGUCCUGUCACUGCCACGUCCACCACCUGCCUUGCUUUGCCCCAUGGCUGGGGCAUGCAGCCCGGGCCAGCCCCAGCCACCCGUGUGCUGUUCCAACACUGUAAAUAGUUGUAACCAUGGGAAGAAGCGUAUUCCGGGGAAAGAGCUGGAAAUAAAGGUUGUGACUUACGUG